GCGAAUGCGGGCUCUCCUGGGGGUGGGGGUGUAACUGGUGCCGGGGUUUGCUGUUGAAGAGCAGGAUGGUGACGUGCCGAGUGUGUGAGGAGGUGCCGCCGAAAUAUCGGUGUCCGCGCUGCGGCCUGCGUUAUUGUUCUGUUGGAUGCUACAAGAAACACAAAGCAGAUGAUUGUAAACCCCAGGAGUCUGGUUCAGAGUUUUCCCCAGCAUUAAAGGAACCUAUACAGCAAGAUAGCAAUGUAGGACACUACUCCGGCACAGACGAAAUCUUGGAUGAUGGUGAAGAAUCUGAUCGUGUACCACUAGAGAAACUGAGACGACUGGCAGGAUCAGAGAAGUUGAAGGGUCUACUUUGCAACCCACACCUUAAACAGUUGCUGUUGACAGUGGACAAGGCGGAGGAUAAAGAAAGCAUCAUGAAGACAGCUAUGCAGGAACCAAUUUUCGUGGAAUUUGCAGAUCAGUGCUUACAAAUAGUUGAACCCCCAGAGAAAGAAAAUGAAACUGCUGUCUCCUAGUAUAAAUUCUCCAACCUUUGAAUAAAUACUUUUGUAAUUACUUUGUAAGAUAUAUAGCUAUUCUGAUUUUAAUUAGGUUUUUCCACUGGAUUGAAAAAUAAACAUCUUGGGUGUUCAGUGACUGGGCUUUGAUGCCAGUACUUUGAUGUAUUAUUUUGCAGUGUUUUAUUAAAAUAUUUUUCUUAAGCUGUUCAGAAAAACAAACAAUCCAAUACUGGUACCUAGCCAAUGACCUGAAAUAAAUAGGCUUGUUUUUCUAUGCCAUUACCAAAUAAAAUAACAAUUCAAUUUUUUCAAUUCAUUGUACACUAAGAAUCUGUUGCUCCAUUUCACUUUUAUUUCUACCUGAGCUCAUAGUUUUUGUCUGAUUUGGUUUCUGAGCUUAUGUCCCUAUAAUUUAAAAAUAAGUGAAAUACCAUCUGCAUGUCACCUAUACCACAAAAAAAAUCAGUUUACCCCAGUUCUAAUAAAUCCUGUUUUUCUAUGUAAUUCUGUUACAUUGUCUUGAAAGUACUAAAAAAACCUUGCCAUAUUUGCUUGCUUUGUACACUGAUUUGUGAGUUAUUAACUAGCUUGUAAUAAUGAAUGAAUCACUGUUUGAACAGUACAGUCUUCCUAUGCUUGAGAUUUUGAACUACAGUCUGUUCUGCUAGAACACAGGAGUUCCAUUCUUGUGCAAUCGCAUUAUAAAAAAACUUGCGUAAUAGCAGCACUAUUAAAAAGAAGGGUUAUAAUCAAUACCUACUUUACAAGUUCGUGCUAUAUAAAGUGUCUCCAAUUUGUGAAUUGUGUUAACGAAAUGCAUGUUAGAGCAGAAUGACUUGUACUGGGCUAUUUGGGGGAAGGUGAUGGCUUUGUGGUAUUAUCGCUAAGCUGUUAAUCCAAAGAUCCCAGUGCUGUAUUGGGGACCUGGGUUCAAAUCCUGCCACUGCAGAUAGUGGAAUUUGAAUCCAAUAAAAAUCUGAAAUUAAGAAUCUAAUGAUGACCGUGAAUUCCAUUUGUCAAUUGUUGGAAAAACCCAUCUGGUUCAUUAAUGUCCUUUUAGGGAAGAAAACCUGUGCUUACAGAAUCUAGACUUCAUAGGAUUCCAGACCCCCAGCAAUGUGGGCAAGUCUGAAUAAAUCCUGGCCUACGCAGUGACAUCCACAUCCUGUGAAUGAUUAAAAAAGUAUUCAGAUCACUGAAUUUAUUUUGAAAAACAUUAGUUUUUUAAAAAAAAAGUCACAGUACAUGGCCAUCCCUAGCAAGAUCAAUACUUAUUGCCCAAUCCUAAUUGCCCUUGGUCUAGUGAGCUGCUUUGAAAUGUCACAGUGCAUGUUGUGUAUGUUCACCCAUAAUGUUUUGUGGAGGGAAAUUACAAGACUUGAGAUUGUAAUUAUUCUAUUUCACAACAGUGGGUGACUUGGGGAACCUGCAGGAUGCUUUUGACAUGUCUGCUGCCCUUGUUGUAAAGUGUGGAGAUCGUGGGUUUGGGAGAUACUGUCAAGGAAGGUAAGAACAUUAAGGUCCUCAGCAAGAGGGCUCUUGAUGCACAAUGGUGGUAUCCCUAUCUCUGGGCCAGAGUCAAGACCCAUGUGCUCUGGCCGUUUUUCUUAAAAUAAAUAAUAGAUCCUGAAGAUCUUCUGCAGGAAUGUGCUGUGGCUUUAGGAGGAAGUGCUCCUGUGAUUGGAUGCUGAUGUCUUGAAAGGAAGCUGUCUCUUUUGGUGUCAUUUUAAAAGUGCUGUUCUAUGGGAGAUGUAAUUUUGUGACAAGAGCUUGCAUAAAUUGUAAUCACUAGUUGAAUCUAGAGAAAAAUCAGAUCUGUCUAAUAUGAUUGACUUCAAAUUCAUGAGUGCUGAAUUCACCAGCAGUUCCUAGAAAUUAGAAGUACUGAUGAAGAAACUGGUGUUGCAGUUAUGAGUUAUUCUUUGAAAACAGUUAAGCUUCAUUUUACACAUUCAGGUUUUGCUACAUAAAACUGUACAGAAUUGGAAGGAUAGAUGUCAAUUUGAGGAUCAAAGUGUUUACAAAUAAUAUAACUGCGAAAAAGUGCGAUUACCACUCCUAAAAAAAUGCACAAAGAGCUAAGCACGAUGUCUAAAAGCUUUCCCUUACCUGGUUGAAAAGAAUGAAUAUCAACUUGUUUAAGGAUAUAUGUUUAUUGUUACGUAGAUCAGCUUCACAUCUGUAUACAAUUUACUUUAAUUGAAUAUAUAGUUAACACAUAAAUACAUCAUUCUUUUAUCACUAGUGUUAUUUUGAAAAGAAUAUUACAUCAUCCCAUAUUUUUGUUUAGUAACGACCCCUGAUUUGAAGCAAUUACAGAAUGGAAAAAGAAACUCCUGCUUGAGAUCACCCUGCUCAAGAAAUAAAAAUUAUUACUACUGUUCAGGAGGACAGGAAUGUAGCAGUUCUUUUCAUCAGGAAAGGAGAGUUCAGUAACAUGGACUUUUUUAAAAAAACAAAAGAUGCCAAUUUGGCAAAAUAUUUUUAAAUCUAAACAUUUUCAUUUAUCAACCCAAAGGUUACUACUUAGUGCAAUUUUAUUGUCCAGUUAAAAAAUCUGCACCCCUCGUCUGACAUUCAAAGUCAUAACACAAUUUAAGUUACUUCCAUGAAUGAGUGUUAGGAUGAAUUGAUAUGAAAAAUCAGUUAGUCCUUAGAUGUAGUUUCAACAAAGAAAUAUACUCUAGCACCCCAGUGAUACAGAACAUAGCAGCAGUCUGGAGGGGUGCAGAACCGAGUACUCUUAAUAUAGUGCAUUCCUGACCUCAGUUGGGACUGUCCAGAAAAAAGUGACUGGUUUGAUUUUAAAACGCUGUUCAAUUCUUAGGAGUUUCAGAUAUGACCAUCAGGAAAUGGCAACAAGUGGCAGGAAGUGGAAGCAAAGGUAAACAUACUUUUUAAAAAGUAUGGUUAUUUUGUGAGAGAACGUAGGUGCUUGACGUUCAUCAUGUUUUUCUUCGCAUUUCAAUCCAUUUCCUUAAACUAAACACCACUUGCCGCCAAUAAAAGUGUUUUUGUUCUUGAUAUAAACCUACAUUCAAUUAUCCAUACCCUGCUUAAAUAGGGAUUGCAGCUGGCUGAGGCAAAGCAAUAUUGAUGACAAAAUGUGGAGAAGCUACACCCUAUUUUUUUUAAACCACAAAUAUGAAUCGCUUAGCAAGUUGGAAAGAUAGUAAUCUAAACUUAAUAUAGCAUGUGACAACUUUAGUGUCUGAUGUGUCUUUAGAGAUUUAUCAAGACAAGACAGCCAAUUCUACUCAAAAACCCAAGAGUCUCAGUGCUAUGUAAGAGGCAUUUGAAAUUUUCAGUGUAAUUAUACAAUCAGUAACCAGCAUUAAGUCAGUAAAGUAGGUUUUCUUGGUUUGGUCCCAAAGAAUGUCAUCACUCGAAUCAUAAACAAAAACACAGUUGUGGUAUUAGUAAAGCAAAACAGUCAAAGUUUCCCAAGACAAGAGUCAGACAAGAGACAAGACAUGUCACAUUUAGAAAAAUAAAAUGCUUUACAUUCCUCCAAUUUCAAGAAAUCUUUGAAUUAAAAAAAUAGUGCUCCAAUGAAUUCAUAUGCAUUGUAAGAUUUUGUUCAAUUCAAAUGUCGUGAGGUAAGGCACUUAAUUAUAACUUGGAUUUUUCCAUAUAUUGGAAUAGCAAUGAAUUUUCGAUUGAGUUUUUCUGAUCAGAAAGGUAGAAUAAACACAGAAGAUUUAGUGUGGUGUAACAGGCAGAACAUUGCUAAUCUCUGUCUCAGGUUGAGAUCCUCUGGGCAGUUGCCAUAAUGCACUGUUCUGGUAUUGCUUUCUUUAAAAUGUCAUUUUGCUGAACAAUAAAGGUUCAAUAAAACUUAAAA
This is a messenger RNA of Hemiscyllium ocellatum (epaulette shark), 4350 nucleotides long. RefSeq names its product zinc finger, HIT-type containing 3 (gene znhit3). Bases 66 to 521 code for a protein of 151 amino acids. The record is from RefSeq and is a predicted model, not a curated record. Gene Ontology annotation, cellular component: nucleus; pre-snoRNP complex. Gene Ontology annotation, biological process: box C/D snoRNP assembly; snoRNA localization; maturation of LSU-rRNA from tricistronic rRNA transcript (SSU-rRNA, 5.8S rRNA, LSU-rRNA). Gene Ontology annotation, molecular function: protein binding. The transcript has 5 exons. NCBI's taxonomy places the organism in Eukaryota, Metazoa, Chordata, Chondrichthyes, Orectolobiformes, Hemiscylliidae.